This is a messenger RNA of Thecamonas trahens ATCC 50062, 1293 nucleotides long. RefSeq lists its product as uncharacterized. Bases 1 to 1293 code for a protein of 430 amino acids. Gene Ontology annotation, molecular function: protein kinase activity; ATP binding. Lineage: Eukaryota; Apusomonadida; Apusomonadidae. The transcript has 2 exons. Gene Ontology annotation, biological process: protein phosphorylation. The record is from RefSeq and is a predicted model, not a curated record.
AUGUCGUCGUCGCCGCCGUACUCGCUUGCUCCGGCCUCGUCAUCAAUGUGCCUCUUGCAGCAGCCUGCGGCAUCGCCAGCGGCGCUUGACCUCACGUCGGUCAACGAAUCCUCAGUCUCACGCGCGCCGCUUGCGUCGUCAUUCUCGGGCCACCUCAUUCUUCUCGCGCCUACCCGGUCCGGCCACUCGGACUCGGGCGAAGCCGGUGGAUCGUCGAGCGCUCUCUCGCUCUCCUCGCAGAACGAAGUGGUAGAUGAGCGAUCGGCUUCGCGGACAAGCGAGCUCGCGGGAACACUACCGACCAUUCCGAUUUUGCCGGCACAGUCGUCCGUCGGGCUGGCACCGUCGAGUCUGCCAUGGCGACUCAGCAGGAUCGACGUGGACGCUCUGCUCCGUACUCAGGGUGAGGACGACAUAUCGUGGUGUUCCGCGUUUGGCACUUCGCACCCGUGCGUCUUUGCCGACGAGGCCAACGGCUCGGUCCCGGUUGUGGUCAAGGUGCUUGCAAAGCAGCAGUUCACCGACAGUGAGCAGAUUACUCUCGCAACGGCACUUGCCACGGCUGCAGCGUGCACCGACACGUCACGGCGCCUCGCCGGCCCGCUCGCCAUCUGCCUCGACCCGCCGCGGGUUGCCAUGGUCUUCCCACGCUAUCCAGCCGGCUCGCUGGCAGACUUGCUGGCCAACGAGACCCCGAUCCUACACCCGCGCCACCCGCAGACGCUUCAUGUCAUUGCGCGCGGCUUGCUGACGUCGAUGACUCGGCUCUCGACUGCUUUGGCCAACUUUCCGGACGCUUGCAAGGCCCACGGUGCGCUGUCGCCGUCCAACGUCAUGCUGGUGGCCACGGCCGGCUACGUCGUCGACACCCACAUCAUCGACUUUGGACUUUCUGACUUGGUGGACAUCUUCGGCAUCCAUCGGACCAUUCCGUCCGUCGGCUACAUGUCGCCCGAGCAGCUGCGCGGCGAGACGCCUACCGCCGCCUCGGAUGUCUUUAUCAUCGGCUCCAUCCUCUUUGAGCUCCUCGUCGGCUCGUCGCCGUUCAUGGGCUCCGACCCGCUCGAGAUUGCCACCCGCAUCUCUGCUGGCGUCACCUCAUCGCUGGCUACCUCCCGUAUCCCCUCGGAGCGCCUCCGCACCCUCAUUUCGUCGUGCUGGGCCGUCGAGCCGGCCGAUCGUCCCACCAUGGCCGACGUUGCCACCAUCGUCGCCUCUCUCGGCUCGGCAGACUUUGCCACCCUCAACGAUUCUGGCGCCAUCACGGCCUCGUACGCACGCAUCGUUAUGUAA